Molecule: messenger RNA, 999 nt
Organism: Ricinus communis (castor bean)
Lineage: Eukaryota; Viridiplantae; Streptophyta; Magnoliopsida; Malpighiales; Euphorbiaceae
Exons: 3
Coding region: 237-554 (105 amino acids)
Cellular component (GO): mitochondrion
Source: RefSeq, a predicted model, not a curated record
ACAAACUCCUAGAAAAUAUAUCACAUAACCCUAAUUCUAUUCUCAAUUCAAACUUACAUCCACUCUCUCAGCUCAAACCUCCACAUUCACAAACACUCUUCGUCGCUGCCAUCGCCGUCGCCGUUGCUGCAGUCGCCUCCAUCCUUGCCUCCGUCGCUGCCGCUGCAGUCUUCUCAGCCGCUGCUGCAGUCGCCUGCUCCCUCUCGCCGGUCAGAAACAGGGUAGUAAAAACGAGGAUGAGCGGCGGCGGCUGCUUAAAAGGUAUAUUGGCAGCAGCAGUAACAACAGGAGUUGCAGAGGCAAGAGCCAGGAUAUUUGGGCACAUAUUGAACCCAACAGGCCUGAAAUCUCCUCACAAAAUUUUACGCAAGAAGCUUAUUGGUGAGAAAGUCGCGCAAUGGUACCCUCAUGAUAUCAAGAGAGACGACCCACUUGUCAUGGCUCGCCAAGAGCAAGAGCGUUUAUCCAAGCUUGAAAUGUUGAAACGCCGUGGAAAGGGACCACCCAAGAAGGGCCAAGGAAAGGGAGCAAUGAAGCGUAACAAAGGGAAAUGAUCUGUAACUUUUUUCUUCUUUUUCUCCUUUUGUUUUCUUGCUCAUCCUUACUUCAAAUCUACUCUCAAGCAGUUCUUUUCGGUAGCAAGUUAGUAAGGAGUCGGCAUCUGGAACAACUUUGGCAUUUUAUAGUUUUAUAGCGUUGUCCUUUUUUCUGUUUAAUUAUUAGGAAAAGUUCUUAAUUUCUUUGUCUAACUUGAGAUGUGCAACUAUUGUGUGGCCAUGCAUGUUGCAGCAGUUCCAUCAAAAGGAAAAUGAGAGAACACUAGGCCACUUCUAAUGUGGAUUACAAAUGCAAAAAACUAUGUAUUUGUAGUAGUUGCAGAUGACAAUAUACUCACAAUUUGUUAUUGUGAGUACAAGGGAUUGGCAGGCAUAGGAUAAAACCAGUAAUAAUAAUUGAAUGCCAUUAGGUUGUGCUUCUGGCAUGCAAUGCAGUUGGGUA